This is a messenger RNA of Schistosoma rodhaini, 1332 nucleotides long. The record is from the annotation of a GenBank genome assembly. NCBI's taxonomy places the organism in Eukaryota, Metazoa, Platyhelminthes, Trematoda, Strigeidida, Schistosomatidae.
AAACUUCUUCCGCUAACAUAUAUUACAUCGAAAGAUAACAUCAUCAGGGUAGCCUGCACAAAGUCUACAAGUCAAUUGAUUACCAAAAUUACAAAUAAAGGAACUUCUUAGUAGUCUUUUUUAUUGUAACCGCUUAGUUGUCACAUUUUCUCUAAAAUCCUCUGUGAACCGAUUGUACAUGAACAUCAGGUACUGAAAUUGGCGCUGUGACCUUGAAAUCCCUCAGACGCUUCUGAUUGACUCGUCCAUAAAUGAUGGUCUCGCCUUUUUUUGUUUUUAAAAAACUGUCCUUCAGAUAUUGUUCAGAUGAUUGCUGGAUUAGCAAAAAAUGUGAUUUUACAUUUAAACAAAAAUCAAUUAUCAUUUAUUAUUAAAGAACGAUCUGUAUUUGGUGGAGUAACUGCAUGGUGUGAUUUAGAUCUUGCAAUAUUAUUUCCUGAACGUAUAUGUGAAGGAAUUUCACCGGAUCAAGAUGAAAUAUUCCUGGAAUUAAUUAUUGAUCACUUACUGCAUUGUAUUCGUCCGAAUACUCAAUCUACAUCUGGUCGUAAUCCUUUAUAUGGUUCAAAUUCCACAUCAACCUCAUAUACAUCAGUGAAUAAAUCUCGUAUUGGAUCUAAUUCUGUAACAGGAAUGAUUAGUAAUUUAGAUCAAUCAGUUUGUCGACUACUUGGGUUGAAAAUAAAAUUAGUUCGACGUAAAACUCCUUGUUUAGCAAUUGAACUGGAACAGUCAAGUGUUACAGGCCAUCCACGUUCUGUUUGGCAUUUUAUUCCCGUCCAAGUUGUACCUCCACGUUUAUGGGAUGAAUUUGUUGAGACACCAGAUCCAGAUUUUCACGUGAGUAUUUUCUUUCCACCAGUGAAAACAUUACGCCCAUUUGUUGAUCGUAUGAAAAAAUUUGCAAAGUUUAUUAUUAUCAGUGCAAAUGGUUCAGGUGAAUUAAAUUUUGCUGUUAAUGUUGAAACGUUAGCUUCUGUUAAGUUAACAUUUCGAGGUUUAAAAGCACGUAGUUGGAUGAAUACAGAAUCAUUUUCAACUGAAAUUAACGAUUCAAUGGAUGAAGCUCGUAGUACUAUUUGGGAUUCAAACAAUGUUGAUUUGGAUAGUUCAAAACAGCUAAAUAAUGAAGAUCCAAAUAAAAAAUUAGUGUCAAUUAGUUUAGACUUACGACGUAUUGGUCAGUUAUUAUCAAGUCCAAGAAUUGUACCAUCUUGUUUUGUUUGUAAUAUUAUUCAUGAAAAGUUAGCACAAUUCUUAGUGUUAUUUGACAAUCAUAAAUUGAAAUACAAUAUACCUGCAACUAAUCUAUAAAUAAAUAAUUAUCUUUCA